Macrobrachium nipponense is the source of this 1123-nucleotide messenger RNA. RefSeq names its product failed axon connections homolog. The transcript has 6 exons. Lineage: Eukaryota; Metazoa; Arthropoda; Malacostraca; Decapoda; Palaemonidae. Bases 123 to 1037 code for a protein of 304 amino acids. The record is from RefSeq and is a predicted model, not a curated record. Gene Ontology annotation, cellular component: cytoplasm.
AUUACGUCGUACAGAUAAAUAUUUGUUAUCAGAGUCUCUUUAGCAUUUUAGGAAUCGAGUAAGACUUCCGAAACGACAAUAAUUUAACAGGUCGGAUCCACGUAAAAUAAAAAAGCUGCACCAUGGAAGUCGUAGCUCAAAUAGUAUCGAAUCAAUCCAAAUGGAACAUCUUCCGUGGAGUGAAAUGGUUGUGGACCAAGAACAAACCUCUGACAGUUGGGGGUGGUGUUGUGGUUGCCGCUUUCAAGAUCAGGGAAGUCAUCAAACGUAGGCAGAGGAGAUUGGAAUGGGCCAACGCAGGAAGAGACGUCGUCAUUCUCCACGGCCUGGGGCGAGGAUUGUACACACCCAGCGUGUCGCCCUACGUCAUGAAGCUGGCUACCUACCUCAGGAUGGCUAACAUUGAGCAUAAGAUGGACUUCACCGAACCCCUGGGUCCUAAGGGCAAGAGUCCGUGGAUCACGAUAAACGGACAGUCCAUGGGUGACUCCCAACUGAUCAUGGACUUCCUAGGAAGUCACUUCAAUAAGGACUUCUCAAGUCAUCUGAAUGAUGAGCAAAAGGCCGUGGCCUGGUCGUUCGCUGUCAUGGUGGACGAGCAUCUAGCAUGGACUCUGAAGGACUGGCGAUGGGUACGAGAUGGAGGUCGGGGCGUCAUCCUGGGCAUUGGGCUACGUCCUUCCCUGCUCACCUGGCUUCCCAUGAUGAGAAUGAGCUGGAAGCAGAAGGGGUUUAUGAGGGCACAGGGUAUUGGAAGGCAUACCCACGCAGAAAUCGAGUCUUUCGCUAGAAGGAACUUCAGAGCCCUCUCGAAUUAUUUAGGAAACAAGCCUUUCCUCAUGGGAGACGAACCGUGCGAGGUGGACUGCUCUCUCUUCGGGUGCCUCGUCCAGAUCAGAUACAAUUACCCUGGAUCGCCUUAUACGUCUUUGCUGGAACAUGAUUACCCGAACCUUGGAGCUUACGUGACUCGUAUGAAGGAGCGCCUUUGGCCAGAUUGGGACGACUGUUUGCUUAUUCCAAACCUUCAUAAAUGACGCCAUUGGCUAAUGAGCCCUUGAUGACCAAUUGUUGAAUGUGUAAUAUUGUAAUAUGUUUCAAUAAAGAUUUGUAAAUUCUAAAA